Molecule: messenger RNA, 8769 nt
Organism: Cervus elaphus (red deer)
Lineage: Eukaryota; Metazoa; Chordata; Mammalia; Artiodactyla; Cervidae
Gene: SHROOM4
Product: shroom family member 4
Exons: 11
Coding region: 460-4974 (1504 amino acids)
Biological process (GO): actin filament organization
Cellular component (GO): adherens junction; cortical actin cytoskeleton; apical plasma membrane
Molecular function (GO): actin filament binding
Source: RefSeq, a predicted model, not a curated record
GCCAGAGCUCAGAGGAGGCUGGAGUAGGGAACAGGAGGGCUGUUUGUGCUGCUGGAACUGCCUUUCAUCCUUCCCUUUGCCACCAGGGUGCUGGCUACUUUCUGGAGCAGCGUCUUCACUCCUAUCCAGCUCUUGACACUGGCCCUCGUUCCCUAAGGUGGUGGCCUCCUCUAGGCCCAACCAGGCUGAUGGCCAUACCUUGCCUUCGGUGCUAUUCCUUUCUGUUCUUGGAAUUGGGACCUGACUGUGCCUGAGCCCCUUGGAGCACACUCAGGGGCUUGGGCUGAUGGCCCCUUCUCUCACAAGGUUUUAAAGGAAGGCAAAUGAGUCUCAGCUAAGGGAGGAUCCAGCCUGCAGAAAGAAGCCCCAGGGGCUGGCUGGAGGGGUUGUUGAGGACCGUCUGAGCUGGCUGGAUACCUAGCCCUCUCCUAAAUUAUCUCCCCAUCCUGGGCAACUUCCAUGUACCCUCUCCUUAUUGACCAUAUGCUAUACAUCAGUAUGUGUCCCAGAAGCUUUGAGAAUGUUCUGCCUCAUCCCCAUAGUAACAUAACCAGGAGAAACGCCCCUGUCAGUAGGCCGCACUCAUGGCAUGUGGCCAAGCUGCUGGAGGGAUGCCCUGAAGCGGCUACCACCAUGCAUUUCCCUUCUGAAGCCUUCAGCUUGUCCUGGCACUCCGGCUGCAACACGAGUGACGUGUGUGUGCAGUGGUGUCCACUCUCCCGGCACUGCAGCACUGAGAAAAGCAGCUCCAUUGGCAGUAUGGAGAGCCUGGAGCAACCAGGCCAAGCCACCUAUGAGGGCCAUCUCUUGCCCAUUGACCAGAGCACAUACCCCAACCAGCGUGACUCAGCCUAUAGCUCCUUCUCAGCCAGCUCAAAUGCCUCUGACUGUGCCCUUUCCCUCAGGCCAGAGGAGCCAGCCUCUGUGGACUGUAUCAUGCAAGGCCCAGGGCCAACUAAAGCCCCUAAUGGUCGCCCUAAUGUGGUCGAGACCUCAGGAGGUGGCUGGCGCACCAGUGGGGGUCACCUGACUCCUAGCUCCCAGAUGUCAUCUUGUCCUCAGGAGGUCUCCCACUCAGAGCCUGCCAAGGCUGUCAGGGGUCCCCCUCAACCUCCAGUGAGGCGAGACAGUCUUCAGGCCUCCAGAGCCCAACUCUUCAAUGGAGAGCAGUGCAGGGCUUCUGAGCUUAUAGAUUCCUUGCAACAGAAGGAGAAACCUAGCUUGGACACCAUGCUAUCCCCAAGGAACCCUAAUAGGUUCUGCUGCCUCAGCGGGCAAGACCAAGUGACAAAUGAGGGCCAUCAGAACUGUGAGCUCAGCCAACCUCCUGAAUCUAGCCAGAAGGGCUCUGAGCAUCUACUGAUGGAGGCCUCAGCCAAAGCUGUCGGAGUCCCAAAAGCAUAUGACAAAACUUCCAGCAUAGGUUCCAGCCCACUCAACCAGGCUUCAGCAGAGCUAGCUAAGACUUCUUUUGGCAGCUCUCCACACCUCACAGGACCCACAGGGCAUCGCCAUAGUGCCCCUGAACAGCUGCUGGUGUCCCACUUGCAGCGUGUGCACCUCGAUACUAGGGACAGCAAAGGGACAGAGCUCCAAGCUGGGCAGGAUGGGCAGGAGUGGACUCUAUCCCCUUUGCACAUGCACAGUAGCCACACAAGCAAGAAAAGCCCAUGUGCCCCUGCAGGAGGAACCCAGGACCAGCUGAGCAAAGAGAGAAAGACCAAGCCAGUGGAUGAUAGACCUCUGGGUUCAGGUCAUCAGAGCCCAAGCAGUUCUCCACAUGGAGAGGCUGAUGGACACCAUCCAGAAAGAGGUUUCCAGGAUCCAAACAGAGCAAGCAGAGCUGACAGUGAACUGGUCAGCCAGCAGUCUUCUGGCUCCCUUGCUCAACAAACCAGGGACUGUUCUUCAAACCCUAAAGUAGCUGGCAGCACAGAGGCAACUGAGGAAGGGGACAGUGAGCCCAAGGAGUGUGGCCGGGUGGGCAGUAGGCGAAAUGGAGGGUACCGGGGCCGCUCGAUCCAAAACCGGCGGAAGAGUGAACGUUUUGCUACCAAUCUACGUAAUGAAAUUCAGAGGAGGAAGGCCCAGCUCCAGAAAGGCAAGAGUCCCUUGUCACAGCUGUGUUACACCAAGGAGCCAGUGGAAGAGACUGAGGAGACCCUAGAAAGUCCUCCACUUCCUUCCUCUAACUCAGCUCUUCUAUCUUCAUAUAAAAAACCACCAAGCCCCAGAGACAAGCUCUUCAACAAGAGCAUGAUACUCAGAGCUAGGUCUUCAGAGUGCCUCAGUCAAGCCCCUGAGGGUCAAGAAUCUAGGAUUGGCUUGGAGGGACGAGUGAGUCCUGGCCAGAGAUCUGGCCAGUCCUCUUUGAACCCAAACAGCUGGUGGAAAGCAUCUGACCCAUCCUCCUCAGACUCUGAAAAAACAAACGUUCACCAUGGAGUCUGUGGAGGUCACUGGAGAUGGUCACCAGAGCACAACCUGCAGCCACAUGUGGCACUAGCCAUGGAAGGCCCUUCCAACCCAGGUGACAAGGAAUUGAAAGUGUCUACUGUCCAAGCUGGGGAGGAAGCCAUCCUCUUGCCCUUUGCAGACAGACGAAAGUUCUUUGAAGAGAGUAGCAAAUCCUUAUCUACAUCUCAUUUGCCAGGUUUAACCACUCAUAACAAGACUUUUACCCAGAGACCAAAACCUAUUGACCAAAACUUUCGGCCAAUGAGUUCCAGCUAUAGAGAAUUGAGGCACCAUCCCAUGGACCAAUCAUAUCACCCCACAGACCAACCCUAUCAUGCCACAGACCAAUCAUAUCAUUCCAUAUCACCCCUUCAGUCAGAAACUCCCACUUACACAGAAUGUUUUGCAAGCAAAGGUCUAGAACAAUCCAUGUGCUGUAAGCCACUACACUGUGGUGAUUUUGAUUACCACAGGACGUGCUCUUACUCCUGUAAUGUCCAGGGAGCUGUAGUCCAUGACCCUUGCAUUUAUUGUUCUGGGGAAAUCUGUCCUGCUUUGCGAAAGAGAAAUAUGAUUCCAAACUGCUACAAUUGCCGGUGCCACCAUCACCAGUGCAUCCGGUGUUCAGCUUGCUGUCAUAAUCCCCAGCAUGGUACCCUCGAGGACAGCAGCUUGAAACCUGGCAACACUUGGAAAUCCAGGAAGCCGACAGUGCAGGAAUUUCCUGGGGACAAAUGGAAACCAAUAACAGGAAACAGGAAGACCAGCCAGUCAGGGAGGGUUACUGUGCACCUGUGUACCUUGACAGCAAAUAGAGACCCAUCAAGCCACAUUGACAUGGAAAUGGCUCAUUCCAAGGCUAGCUUUUCAUGGGCAACCCCAUUCCAUCCUUGCCUUGAGAACCCAGGACUGGACUUGUCAAGCUACCGAGCAGUCUCUUCUCUUGACCUCCUUGGAGACUUUAAGCACUCCUCCAAAAAAACAGAGGAAGCCUCCGUUUAUGAAGAGGAGAGCUCCCUAGCCUCCAUGCCUCGCCCGCUGCGCAGCCGUGCCUUCUCAGAAAGCCACAUCACCCUGGAUCCUCAGAGCUCCCAGGUCUGGGAGCAGCAUAGGAAGGAGCUCUUCAACAAAGUUGAUGAGACCCAGCCAGAUGCUCUGGGUGCCAGGAAGAAGGCCUUUCCUCCUCCUCGCCCUCCUCCUCCCAACUGGGAGAAGUACAGGCUCUUCCGUGCAGCCCAGCAACAACAGCAGCAAAAGCAGCAGCAAGAGGAGGAAGAAGAGGAGGAGGAGGAAGAGGAAGAAGAGGAGGAGGAGGGGGUAGAGGAGGAGGAAGAAGAGGAGGAAGCGGGGGAGGAGGAGGAGCUGCCACCCCAGUAUUUCAGUUCAGAAACCACUGGUUCUGGUGCCUUCCAUCCUGAGGAGGUCCUGGAGCAGCCCCAGCUUCCGGCCUUUGGCCACCUGGAGGCCCCAAGGCAGGGCUCACAAAGCCUCCCAGCAGAGCCAGGAUCCUUUGCUCUGCGUUCCAGCGAUUUCCUGCCUCCAGUAAGGGGCCACUUGGGAUCUCAAGCUGAAAAGGCUCAACCCCCUUGUUAUUAUGGCAUUGGUGGGCUUUGGAGGACAUCAGAGCAGGAGACCACUGAUUCCAAACCAGAAGCUUUGAUGGCGGAAGAGUCCAAACCCAAACCAGCUUGGAGCCAGAGCUACUUCUUUCCUGAGGAGCAGUUCUCUUUCAUGGGCUGGGGCUCGGAUAAGCAGCACCUCAACCCUGCAGGCUUCAGUGAACCCAAGACAACAGGACAAGAUUUUCAGCACUUCUCACCUCCUCAGGGGGCCCCAGGGAUCCCUACCUCUUACUCAGCUUAUUACAAUAUUUCUGUGGCCAAAGCAGAGCUGUUGAACAAGUUGAAAGACCAACCUGAGAUGUUAGAGAUUGGCCUAGGAGAGGAGGAAAUUGACCACGAACUGGCUCAAAAAAAGGUACAGCUUAUUGAAAGCAUUGGCAGAAAACUUUCUGUCCUGCGGGAGGCCCAGCGAGGACUGCUGGAGGACAUCGCUGCCAAUUCUGCCCUUGGGGAGGAGGUGGAGGCCAACCUAAAAGCCCUCUGCAAAUCCAAUGAAUUUGAAAAAUACCGUUUGUUUAUUGGGGACCUGGACAAAGUAGUCAACCUGUUGCUGUCGCUCUCUGGUCGGCUGGCACGGGUGGAGAAUGCUCUCAACAGCAUCGAUUCAGAGGCCAACCAGGAGAAGUUGGUGCUGAUAGAGAAGAAACAGCAGCUGACAGGGCAGUUGGCAGACGCCAAGGAGCUGAAGGAGCAUGUGGACCGCCGGGAGAAGUUGGUGUUUGGCAUGGUCUCCCGUUACCUGCCUCAGGACCAGCUCCAAGAUUACCAGCACUUUGUGAAGAUGAAAUCUGCUCUCAUCAUUGAACAGCGAGAGCUGGAAGAGAAGAUCAAGCUCGGGGAAGAACAGCUCAAAUGUCUCAGGGAGAGCCUGCUCCUGGGGCCCAGUAAUUUCUAAUUUCCACCAGCAGACUGCCUACACCAUCCCUGCCCCACCACAGUGGGAAGUGCUUUCAGUCCUUGUUAGCAGUUUAUUAGCAAAGUAGAUAGCAGUUAGUUAGCAGUUUGUUCCAUAUUCUCUCACUGCCCCUUAACCUGGUGGUGUUCCCAACCAGCUAAGAAGGCCUGGGGAGGCCCCAAGCUUCUACCUGAGAGAGAGCAGAAGCAAGAAGUAGGAGUUGAAGCGAAGUGUGAUCAUACAACCACACUGCUUCUCAGGUUGCGUGGCCAAGUACUCACCCCACAACAGAAGCAACAAAGUGCCUUCAUUCUUCUUUGUACUAGGACACCAGGAGCAUCCUGCACUCACCACCCACCCAAACUUUGAAGUCUCAGAGAGCAGUUGCCCAUGCAGCUCCACUCUGUCCCAAGGCUUGUGGCCCACACAUUUCCCAGGGAGAGCUGACUAUCUUGAGGGCUUUACCUACCACCAGCUUUAGGGUCUCACCGCAGCUUUGCAGUAGAAAGCACAGACGGAUAGAUGACAUUUAACAGAAUGUGAGCAAAGGUUGAGAAUCCCCAGGUACCCUACUAGAAGGAGCUAUGCUUAAAGAAGCUGGCUCUACUCCCACCUUCCGCAGCAUCUAACUGAGGGAUAGGAGGCCUAUUUUUAGCCCCGGCUAGUAUGGCCCUCCCCUUGUUCUAAGGCUUUGACUUACCACUUCAGGUUUCAUCUUGCCUUUCAUUACUGGGGGUUCCGUGCCUAUCCUAAAGGCUUCAUACUAUGGGGAAUAGCUCUACUAAAGCUAACUUCUCAAUACAUGUUUUAUUAUCGGAGGAGAGGGGAUUGUUAUAUUUUAAAUGGCCUUUUGAGUUUAUUUAUUUUUAUGUCUUUAUUAUUUUUUUUUCUUUUUUAAACUAAUAAGUUAAGAGGGGAGUUAGAGAGUGGGAAGUUAACUGAGAAAGAAAGUGUUUUCUGCAGAUCAGCCUGAAUCCACCAUCGCUAGGUAAGUGGGCACCAAGGCCUUGAAUUCUUCCCACCAUAGCUGACAAGAGUCUGAGGGAGGAGUUCUCACUUCCAGCUCAGAGCUGUGGCCUGACCCUAUACUUCCCUUGAAGUCUGGAUGACCAUGAGCUUAGAGUUCCCCAAUAGGCUUCAAUUUUUUCUUGCUUACUUUUUCUUGAAACCAAAGAAAGGGACAAAGGUUCACUCAUUUUUUACCAUUUCCAAGCUAAGGAAGGCGUAGAGGUGAGCUCAGGAAGAGCUCCUCUAUCUAAUUGUUUUCUUAGCCUGUGGCCUGGCUCAAGGAAGCGAAAUUCAUUGAUAGCUGGAAGCUCCAGCCAGGGUCAACCCCUCAGAGCAAGUUAUAAUCCAGGAUCUUAGGCACACAGAUAAUGAAUGCUGCUCCUAUGGUGAAGGUCCUAUCACCAGUAGCCAGUUUCUGUCCUGGAAAAGCCCCCAGGUGACUGAUGGCAGGAAAGGAAUUGUGGCCAAACCCUGCCCUGUUAUCCAGCUCAGUUCCCUGUUACUUGUUAACUGGGGCCCAUGCUUGAUAUUGUACAAUGCUGCUCAGACAGCCCAGGCAUCGCUUCUAGUUACUGCUGAGUUCCUCCGGGUCCUUGGAGGUUAACUGUAGCAGCAGAGGUGCCUCAUUCAACCAAAGAAUUUGCCAAGGAACUCUGCUGCUGCUACAAAUACUGGUUGCUAGCUUCUGUUUCCUCUUCAUUGUAUUUGGAAACAAUGGAAGAAUCCUUGCCAGCAGGGUGUCCUGGGGGAGGGGGGGGGCCCUGAAGUACACUGUUGCUGUCAGAACCACUGUUAAAAUAUCAACCCAUCAAGUGGAGGAUUAUACUUUAUUCAGGAUGGCUGAUGGCUUAUGAAAAGGCUAGGUUUAUCUAAGCCAAGGUUGAGGAAUAUGGGGGAGUACUUCGAGUAGAGGCUGUGAUUGCCAUCUUUUUUAUUUUUAACAGGCUCUUAGACAAAGAGUGAGCAGGCUGAGAUGUCCUUCAACUGGGGCAAUAAGCCAAUGUAGCCCAUCAUUCUAAGAUUUUUUCCUUUUUUUAGCCAGAACAACUUUUUGGGAAUAGAGCCCAGGGAAAAAAGUGGCCACUUACAUGGACACCAUGACCAUGGUCUGGGCUUUUGUAGUCCACAUUAGAAUGCUGUGUGCUGUGCCUAGUUGUGUCUGAAUCUUUGUGACCCCAUGGACUGUAACCCACCACGCUCCUCUGUCUCUGGGAUUUCCCAGGCAAGAAUACUGGAGUAGGUUGCCAUUUCCUUCUCCCAGCAUCAGAAUGAUUGUACCUUAAGUGUAUCAGACUAAAGUGGUGUUGGAGAAGACUCUUGGGAGUCCCUUGGACUGCAAGGAGAUCCAACAGUCCAUCCUAAAGGAAAUCAGUCCUGAAUAUUCAUUGGAAGGGCUGAUGCUGAAGCUGAAACUCCAAUACUUUGGCCAUCUGAUGCGAAGAACUAACUCAUUUGAAAAGACCCUGAUGCUGGGAAAGAUUGAAGGCAGGAGGAGAAGGGGACAACAGAGGAUGAGAUGGUUGGAUGGCAUCACCGACUCAAUGGACAUGAGUUUGAGUAAACUCUGGGAGUUGGUGAUGGACAGGGAGGCCUGGCGUGCUACAGUCCAUGGGUCGCAAAGAGUCGGACAUGACUGAGUGACUGAACUGAACUGAAAAAGUACCAUUGACUCUGGUUGUUUGUGUCCCUUAUCCCACCUCCAAUUAUUCUAAAAUUGGAAUCAGAGCACAAGAAGGCUUUCUUCACACAGAGGGUCAAUUUCCAAAGCACUUAAUAAAAGAAUUCCCAAACUGUAUUGAGCAGUGAAGCUUGGCAGACAAAGGUGAACUCCCGGGCACAGAUGCCCCACACUGCUGAUGUGGCAGGCUCACUGUGGUGAUAGCACUAGAAAGUUGCCAAUAGUACUUGAGAUGCAGUGUCUCUUGCCUGUUCUCAUUUCUUGGGCUCAGGCCUCCACCUGCCAGGAGUAGCAGUUUGGAAGGCAGGCUGAGGGACUUCUCUAAAGACAGAGUUAUUGGUCUUGACAUCUGCCUUCUCCUUUCAAAUACCCAUAUGGGCCACAGUGGAUAAUGGGUAAGCACAGUGGUUGAAAUAUAGAGAGGAAUCAAUGUAAGGGGCUCUGGGUAAUUGAGUCUCCUUGAGCCCUACCAGCUGCAGACUCAGCCAGGGUAGAGCAGUAAAUACUCAAGGGGAACCCAAGAGAAAGGACAAGAGACACUGAAAAUAAAGCCCCAGAAAGGGAGAGAGAGAGACUGGAAGCCAAGGAACAGAGAGGGCGAAAAGAUGAAAAGCCACUUUCAAGGGCCAGAUUCAGGUUCUGUUCUCCAUUUCACCUGAUGUGCCAAAAAGCUGCCAAGGGGCACCAGAGCCUCAGCCUUAACCCCAGUCUCCCUAAAGGUGCUCUUCUGCCAGUAGCAGGCCCCAAAUGGAGGAAGCUAGGCGCAUUUCUGGACUACUUCCUCCUAUCUGGGGCUUGGUGUCUCCCACUGUUUUUGCCAAAGGAAUUGUCUAUGCCAGUAAUAUUUCUGUAACAGCGUAUUAUAUUCUUUGCAGAUUAGUAGGUCUUUAGAGGGGGGUGGGGCAGGGGCAAUUUCUGUAGAAAAAGAACAAGUGUUUGUUGUAAAACUGUUGGGGGGGCAUCUAUCCCAUGUGAAGCUAUUAUUUUUCUGAAUUUUAUUGUUUCUACAUUUGUGUCCUCCACCAGUCCCUUCUUGGCUGACAUUGAUAAUGCCUGCCAGAUUGUCAUCAAGGGUCAUGCUUCAAUAAAAGGUGCUAAGGACAAAAAAA